Messenger RNA from Capsicum annuum, 2081 nucleotides. Its product is annotated as vacuolar protein sorting-associated protein 55 homolog. The transcript is spliced from 5 exons. Lineage: Eukaryota; Viridiplantae; Streptophyta; Magnoliopsida; Solanales; Solanaceae. Gene Ontology annotation, cellular component: endosome. The record is from RefSeq and is a predicted model, not a curated record. Gene Ontology annotation, biological process: late endosome to vacuole transport via multivesicular body sorting pathway. Bases 1357 to 1746 code for a protein of 129 amino acids.
GGCGAUGACCAUUGAAGGUACAAUCUUUUUGCUCCCUAAUUACAAUUUUGUAUUAACAAUAAACCCCUUUUAAUUAAUUUGUUUAUUUUUUUUCUUUUUUUUUUUAGUUGUAUUAUUUUUGCUUUUUUCUAGUUAUUGUAUCAAAAGUUUGAGGUUUAAGGUUGUUGAUUAUUAGAUUAUGGUUGGUGGGGUUCUUUGUUUUGGGUUAAUAUAAAUGGCUCAAUUUUUUUUAUUUUUUUUUGAAUUCCUUUAUAAUUUUAGUGCAGCUGAAGUACUUAUGAUUAAACUUUUAGCUCCUGUUUGGCUGUAGAUUUUGAAGUUGAAAUUGGAAAUUUGAGUUUUGGAAUUUGAAGUUGUACUUGAACAUGCAUUUUACUAGGAAAACUUUGAAGUUUUGUGAGCCAGUCUUUGGGACUUGAAAAUAUUAAAGAUCAAUUUUUUUUAUCAAAUUCAUGGUCAAACAGAUAUUUGAAGAUAAAUUUCAAAAUUUGAUCCAAAAUUAUUGCCAAACACUAGCUUAGGCUUAUGGUUCAAAAAAGUUCACAUCUUUCAGUUUCUUCUUUGCUUUUUGAUGGCAAUUCAAGAUUCAUUCAUGACACAAUUCUAGUUUAUUACAGCUGAAAUGCUUCUAAUUAAAGAUUUAAGCUCAUGUUUGGCCGUAGAUUUUGAAAUUGAAACUUGAAAAUUUGAGUUUUUGAAGUUGUAUUAAGCUGUAUUAGGAUAUGCAUUUUUCACUCAAAAAGAAAAUUAAUUGAAGUUUCGUGAGUGGAAGUAUCGAAAACCCAAAAACUGGUUUGAGCUAGUGUUUGGGAACUUGAAAAUAUUUGAAGAUCAGAUUUAUCAAAUUUCAUGGUUAAAUAGAUACUUGAAGAUAAAUUUUCAAAUUUGAUCCAAAAUUUAUGACCAAACACUAGGUUAGGCUCAUGGUUCAAAAUGUUGAAAUCUUUAGAUUUCUUAUUUGCUUUUUGCUGGCAAUAGAAUUCUUGAUUCAUCCAUGUCCAAGUUCUAGUCUUUUGAGUUCUUUAGUAAUUUUACUACAGCUGAAAUACUUCUGAUUAACAUUUUGGCUUAAGGUUUCAAAAAGUUUGCAUUUUACAUAGUUAUUCUUUGCUUUUUACUGACAAUGGAGUUCUUAUCAAAUCUUUAAUUAUGGGCGGGAGUGGCAGCUUAUGAUAUGUCUAAUCAUUUUCCUUUUCACCAAGCUUGAUUCUCGAGUUAAAAAAUAAUAAUUUGAAGCUUGAUUCUUGAGUUAAAAAAGACUUGCAAUAGAAUUUGAGCAAGUUGCAUUGUAUUAUCAAGAAGAACUGAACUGCAGAGAGUUCACAUAGAUCCAAACAUCAUUUAAGCGGAUGUAGAAUGGACACUUGGCUAUCCGAUUGCAGAUGGCUUGCGGGGCUUGCUUUCAUGUUCUCUUCCAGCAUCUUGUUACAGAUUCUGGCUUGUGCUUUAUACAACAACUGGUGGCCGCUGUUAUCUGCUCUUAUGUAUGUUGUGGUCCCCAUGCCAUGCUUAUUCUUUGGCGGUGGAUCAACACAGUUCCUAAUAAGUCGAGAUGGCGGCGGCUGGAUAGAUGCCGCUAAAUUCUUAACUGGUGCAUCAGCCGUGGGAAGCAUAGCCAUUCCCAUUAUUCUCAGGCAUGCAGAUCUUAUCCAGACAGGAGCAAUGUUCAUUGAAUUCGUCUCCUUCUUCAUAUUUGUCUGCACGGUCCUGUGUUUUCAUCGCGCCAGUCUUGAUGACGAGUGGUGAUAUAUCAAAAUCGAGGCAUCGUGCUUCACAUUCCUCGACUGUAAUUAUGUUGCAUAUAUGGUUCCGACUAACAAGAAAUGCAAACAAAGGUAGCGCGGAAAAGGAACCAAUGGUAGAUAUGAAACUAGAAAUCUUGCUUCGCGUUUCGCAAUGUGUAUAGCUUCGUCAAAUGUCAGAUUCUUGAUGUGAGAGUUUCUUUUCGUCGAUGUUUGAACCUUUUGCUGAUGGAACAAAGACCACAUUUUUAGUUAUCUGCAUUCAUAAAUUUGCUAACAGAUCAUAAAUCCUCAAUCUUGUUGCCUAGUAAUGUGAAGCAUUCUGUGGAUUUUUCUGCU